This is a messenger RNA of Colossoma macropomum (tambaqui), 2026 nucleotides long. RefSeq names its product polymerase (DNA directed), beta (gene polb). NCBI's taxonomy places the organism in Eukaryota, Metazoa, Chordata, Actinopteri, Characiformes, Serrasalmidae. Bases 161 to 1171 code for a protein of 336 amino acids. The transcript is spliced from 14 exons. Gene Ontology annotation, molecular function: DNA binding; DNA-directed DNA polymerase activity. The record is from RefSeq and is a predicted model, not a curated record. Gene Ontology annotation, biological process: double-strand break repair via nonhomologous end joining. Gene Ontology annotation, cellular component: nucleus.
GUCCACGACAGCAGUGACGUAGCAGUGACGAGCUCUGCGUCCUCCGGACAGUGCUUUGUCUCCAGCCUUACAGCACCAACAGACUGAUUUAUACUGAAAUUAAGUGAAUAUAAAACCACGCCGGUGAUACCCAUUAGUCAGACGUUUAUCAGAGAUAACUAUGAGUAAACGGAAAGCGCCACAAGAGACCUUAAACGAGGGGAUCACAGAUUUUCUCAUUGAAUUGGCCAAUUAUGAAAGAAAUGUCAACAGGGCCAUCCAUAAAUACAAUGCCUACAGGAAAGCUGCAUCUGUGAUUGCUAAAUACCCAAACAAAAUCAAAAGUGGCACUGAAGCAAAGAAGCUGGAUGGAGUUGGUGCCAAGAUUGCUGAGAAAAUAGAUGAGUUUUUAUCUACAGGGAAACUUCGUAAACUGGAAAAGAUUCGCAGUGAUGACACCAGCUCAUCUAUCAACUUUUUAACUAGAGUGACUGGAAUCGGCCCGGCCGCUGCAAGGAAGUUUUAUGAUGAAGGAGUCAAGACCUUGGAAGAUCUGAAAAAGAUUGAGCACAAGCUGAACCACCAUCAGCAGAUUGGCCUAAAAUACUUUGAAGAAUUUGAGAAGAGAAUUCCCCGUUCUGAGAUGCAGAAAAUGGAGGCUCUGAUCAUACAAGAGCUAGAGAAGUUGGACCCGGAGUACAUUGGCACCAUUUGUGGCAGCUACAGACGAGGAGCAGAGUCGAGUGGUGAUAUUGAUAUCCUGCUAACCCACCCAGACUUCACUUCCGAGUCUGAGAAACAACCCAAACUGCUUCAUGCAGUGGUGGAGCACCUGGAGUCUAUUGGCUUUGUUACUGAUACCCUAUCCAAAGGAGACACUAAGUUUAUGGGCGUAUGUCAGCUGCAGAGGCAGGAGGAGGAUGAGAAUGAUUAUGAUCACCGGCGUAUUGAUAUCAGGCUCAUUCCUAAAGAUCAGUAUUACUGUGGUGUGCUGUACUUCACUGGAAGUGACAUAUUCAAUAAGAAUAUGAGGACUCUCGCCCUGGAGAAAGGCUUUACCCUGAAUGAGUACACUAUCCGUCCACUAGGGGUCACUGGUGUACCUGGAGAGCCAUUGCUGGUGGACAGUGAGAAGGACAUAUUUGACUACAUCCAUAUGAAAUACAGAGAACCAAAGGAUCGCAGCGAGUGAAAAAAGAUUGAGCCGGAGAGACUUCAAUAAAGAGUGAACUUGGAGGUGCUUAGUCUCUUCAUCGUCAGAGACAAAAUCCCAAAACAUACCACCUCAAGCUGUUUGCAUGUGUGUGUGAGUGGGUAGCUCAGUGAUAGGUCACAGUCUUUUUUUUUAAUAAGCAAGAGAAGCCAUUUAGGAUGUAGAGUAGGGUGAUAUGUGUUUUGAGUGAAUAUAUCAGCUAUAAAGAAAUAGCUAAGAGUCUUGAUUUUAUAGGCUGGGAGAAUUAUACAUAAUAUCAUGCGGAUAGUGAGUCUGAACGACAGAAAAACCAUCAGACUGAAUGAAAGAGCUAGACAGUGCUGGCAAUAAGCUGGUCUCAUUUACAUGUUUCUGUAGUAAAUGCUUUUAUUUGUUUUCAUGAACUCAGUAUUUUGUAUACAUGACCUUUUUUAAGGGGGUGGAUAUAUUUCAUGGGGAGGUAAUAUUAUGUUAUUUAAAAUGUUUGUCAUUUUUAUUAAGGUGCUUUAUCGUGUGGAAAAAUUGCCCACCAAGCUGUGACAAAUGGAAGCGAAACACUCUGUUUUCUAUUCACAUGCAGAUCUGAAGUAGUGUUAAACUCAUUUUAUUGUUUUUGGGUUUAGAUGAGCUAAUUUUUGUUAUUCAUGAGAAUGGAUUGUGAGUGGUUUGGAUUUGCAGUGAUGAAAAAAUGACUAAACACAACCAUAAUGCAUCACAGUGUCUUUCCUUGGAAAAUAUUUUUGGUUAUUAUUUUUGUAAACAUGAUUGUCAGAUACGAACAUAGUAAAAUGUAACUGAAAAUUGAAGUAGAUGAUCAGAAUGUUUCAUGCUGCUAUAAACUGGAUGUUAUGCGCU